AUGGAGGGCACCUCAGCUCCACCUGGUAUCUCGAAAACAGGUGUGACAGCGAUGUCUGAUUCGUUGGUGAACCCCGGCGAGCGGCAACCAUCCGCACUACGUUCAUCCAUGUCCCUCUUAUCUCACCCAUCACCUCAUAGCAAAGGAAGGACAGCCCGUAAGGUUGGAUUUCUCCUCGACGGCGAACAAGGGGACCUCGAGGUGGCACCAGCCUCGACUGACUCGUCGCAGUGGUUCGCCGCGUCAGCAGGGUACGUGUCGAACGAGACCAAAUCACCCUUAUGGUGCGGCCAGGAGCUUGAAACCCUUCGGGAGCUGACGCUUCGGUGUGGCGAGAAUUUCGCUCGUGUGGCAAGUGAACUAGGCUACGAGGUGGUGCCGCAGGCACAAGUCGAGACACCCCAAUCGGAGCAGCACGACAGUGUGGGGGCCUGUGCUUCAGUCCAGGGUUGCUUAACUUACGGAUCCACCGUGGCGGAGGGUGGAUCCCCGUGGGAUGGUAGCUUUUUGAAGCCUAACCUGUGCGUUUCAACGAUGAACCCUUCUGAAAGUAAGGAAAAUGCUAAGAGAAACUUUUUCCCACAUUUUUCACCCAUAGAACAGCACUUCAACCCUGGUCAACAUUUUGGCGACCUUCGUCAGGCCAUGAUUCCCUGUGGUUCUGAAUUUGGGAACAUCGAUUAUGAUGAUAAUAAAAAUCCACAGACGGUUUCAGUGCAGCAGUUCCCUCUCUCUCUUUGGAGAGAGCCCAAGAACGGGUCUAGUGAUUGUAGUGUAAGUAUUAGUGAUGAAAUGAAAACAGUUCCUUUUAUUACGCUUCCGCUUGAUGAGAUGGUUAUGGAGGUGGACGACUGUAGUGGCCUUGGGUCUCAGCAUUUUUCUUCAAUCUCUACAUUUCAGGCGUCUCAGUCUAUGGGUACUCCACGAGAGAUCACCGUACAUAACAUCUUUUCCUCUUCAUGCGCUGGAAAUUCUUCGUCGACGGGCAGCACUAUGAUGCAGUCGAAUUCAUCGUUAAACGAGUACCCACAGAACAGGAAUGAUUUUCGUCUUGAGUUGGACCCAUCCUCCGCCGUCAAUCCUACGACAUUGUUUGCGCAUUCGGGUGAAUCAGAGGACGAGCCCGAAGGUGAACUAAACGUAUCCUCUCGUAAUUGGAGUCCGAACAGAGAUCUGAGCCGUAACCAUGUCCCAGUAACCUUGCUUCCUGGCCCUCACCCCACUGGCUUCUCCUCUGAGGAGUACCAAACCUCAUUGACGCAGCACAACGUAUCAUAUAGCGAUGAUGAGGACGGCGGGCCCACGACACGAGUCAACCAAAAUUACUCUAUAUCAAUUCUCUCACCAGCCUUAAAUGAGCCCCAUUCUGGCUCGUCCGUGGCGAGACCUCAGAUAUAUUAA
This is a messenger RNA of Phytomonas sp. EM1, 1401 nucleotides long. The record is from the annotation of a GenBank genome assembly. NCBI's taxonomy places the organism in Eukaryota, Euglenozoa, Kinetoplastea, Trypanosomatida, Trypanosomatidae.